UCCCUCUCUCCGCUCAGGCUCCGGGCAGGCAGGCCGUGGCCGCCGGGAAGCCGCCCGCCAUGUCGUCGGUGGCUGCCGCCAGCUGCGACGCGAAGGAGGCGCGGGAAGAGAAGAAGCCGCUGAAGCCUUGCUGCGCCUGCCCCGAGACCAAGAAAGCGCGGGACGCCUGCAUCAUUGAGAAGGGGGAAGAAAAUUGCAGGCACCUAAUUGAAGCUCACAAGGAGUGUAUGAGAGCUCUGGGCUUCAAGAUAUGAGAUGAGCAGGAUUGUGAAUGUGAUGAUGUCUGUGGUGUGACUGUGUUCUGGAAAGCUGCAAAAUGAAUUUUUUCUGCAAGUUACUUCAAAGAACAAAUAAAGAAUCUAUUUAUAAAGAGUCUCUAAUGAUAGACUGUGCAUCAUGUCUGUGGCUUUUCCACUGUUAGCUCUUGACCGCUACUAUAGAAAAUAUAUUUUUUUCCUCGUAAUAAAAGUCUGAAAAUCACCAGCGUUCCUG
This is a messenger RNA of Haliaeetus leucocephalus (bald eagle), 492 nucleotides long. RefSeq names its product cytochrome c oxidase copper chaperone. Gene Ontology annotation, biological process: mitochondrial respiratory chain complex IV assembly. Gene Ontology annotation, molecular function: copper chaperone activity; copper ion binding. Gene Ontology annotation, cellular component: mitochondrial intermembrane space. The transcript has 4 exons. The record is from RefSeq and is a predicted model, not a curated record. NCBI's taxonomy places the organism in Eukaryota, Metazoa, Chordata, Aves, Accipitriformes, Accipitridae. The coding region runs from base 60 to 254 and encodes 64 amino acids.